AUGACGUUACCCAUCGCCGCGCCCGGCACGGAUCAUAGCCGCCACCGAUCUGAAAUCUCCAGGACGUCCUUGCGGACGCUUUCCUCCGCCUUCAGCGAUUUCUACGCCGGAAAUGCGGAGCACCUCAGCUACUACACUCUCUACAGCUGCGCUUACAACGUGGUUGCUGCCGACCAUGGCGAGGUGCUCUACACCCAGGUCGCGACCACCAUAGCGACGGAGGUGGAGAAGCUCGCCGCGUCUCUCUACAGCGCCGCCUCCGCGUCUGACGCUGAGUUCCUGCGGGAGCUGCUGGGCAGGUGGAAUAAGCAUUGCAACGCCAUUUCUAUGAUCGGCGACGUCGUCAUGUACUUGGACCGGACGUUCAUCCAGAAGACAGGCAAGGCGCGCGUCCCCGAGCUGGGCCUCAGGGCGUGGCGCGAAGGCAUGCUCGACGGCCUCGACGGCGAAGUCCCGCUGAGGCUGCAAGCCGCGCUGCUGGGCAUCGCGGGGCGAGAGCGGGCCGGCGAGGCCGUGGACGUCGCGCUCUACGACCUGACGGCCAGUGCGACGAAGAUGCUGCUGGAGCUGGGCGAUAGUGUGUACCAGGAAUUCUUUGAGACGCCGUUCCUCGACGAGACCCGCUGGUUCUACGCCCGCGAGUCCGUCCAGAUGCUCGCCUCGCCGUGCACCUGCGGCGAGUACCUGCGUACAGUCGAGUCCAUGAUCGACGCCGAGAUGGCGAGGGUCUCCCGCUGCUUCGAUGCUCGGAUGGAGGAGAAGGUAGUGGCGGUGGUCCUGACUGAGAUGGUCGAGAAGAACGUGGCGCGGCUGGUCGGCAUGGAGGGCUCCGGUCUCGCGUCUAUGCUCGUCGAUGGCAGCUACUCCGGCCCGUUCAGGACGGCGUGCCGGCGAUGA
Lolium perenne is the source of this 897-nucleotide messenger RNA. RefSeq names its product cullin-3B-like. The record is from RefSeq and is a predicted model, not a curated record. Lineage: Eukaryota; Viridiplantae; Streptophyta; Magnoliopsida; Poales; Poaceae. Gene Ontology annotation, molecular function: ubiquitin protein ligase binding. Gene Ontology annotation, biological process: ubiquitin-dependent protein catabolic process.